Gadus chalcogrammus (walleye pollock) is the source of this 913-nucleotide messenger RNA. RefSeq lists its product as uncharacterized. Lineage: Eukaryota; Metazoa; Chordata; Actinopteri; Gadiformes; Gadidae. The transcript has a single exon. The record is from RefSeq and is a predicted model, not a curated record. The coding region runs from base 66 to 638 and encodes 190 amino acids.
CUCAUGCAGUAGUUCUGUGGUUCUACGUUCAUCGCUGUGGAGGAAACGUCACCACGACCGCAGACAUGAAGACCUCUCUGUUAGCGGGCUCAUGGAUACCAACAGUCCUGAACACGGCCUCAUACAGUCAUAGUGUAUACCAUCCUCAUACUCACACUGUAUACCAUCCUCAUACUCACACUGUAUACCAUCCUCAUACUCACACUGUAUACCAUACUCACACUGUAUACCAUCCUCAUACUCACACUGUAUACCAUCCUCAUACUCACACUGUAUACCAUACUCACACUGUAUACCAUCCUCAUACUCACACUGUAUACCAUACUCACACUGUAUACCAUACUCACACUGUAUACCAUACUCAUACUCACACUGUUUACCAUACUCACACUGUAUACCAUACUCACACUGUAUACCAUACUCAUACUCACACUGUUUACCAUACUCACACUGUAUACCAUACUCACACUGUAUACCAUACUCAUACUCACACUGUAUACCAUACUCAUACUCACACUGUUUACCAUACUCACACUGUAUACCAUACUCAUACUCCCACUGUAUACCAUACUCAUACUCACACUGUAUGCCAUACUCAUACUCACAUACACAGUCACACUGUAUACCAUACUAAAUAAUAAAACUGAAAUAUAAAUACAUGUCCUGUUUAUUAUUUAGGUUUUUUUCGUGAAAAAGAAAAGGUGAAAUAAAUAGGCCUGUAUUAUAUAAAGUAUUUUGACUAACCCUCUAAUGGCCAGAGUUAUAAUGCAAAGGAACCCUCAAAGCUUUUCUAAAAACAAUGACAAGAGCAUGCGAACUGAAAACAAAUGUAACUGACAGAUCAUUUAGUUGUUGUCGUCCUGUAGCAAAAUAAAAUAAGGAUAUUACUCUUAACCUGUAUUUUUUGAGUAAA